This is a messenger RNA of Monomorium pharaonis (pharaoh ant), 5728 nucleotides long. Its product is annotated as SIN3-HDAC complex-associated factor. NCBI's taxonomy places the organism in Eukaryota, Metazoa, Arthropoda, Insecta, Hymenoptera, Formicidae. Gene Ontology annotation, biological process: negative regulation of cell migration. Bases 845 to 1822 code for a protein of 325 amino acids. The record is from RefSeq and is a predicted model, not a curated record. The transcript has 6 exons.
ACGUGUAAACGCCGUCGUCUACGCAAUCUUCUUUGAGAAACACACACAUCCGCGCGCGCGCGCGUGCGAGGAUCGCCGCGAUUAAAGACCCGGAAUAAUCUGGAAAGCGGUGUGCAGGCGUUCGCAAGUGGAAGCUCCGUGUCGCGCGACCGGUGAUCUUUUCUCACUUCCAUUUUGGUGAAGCAAGUGGCUUUUGCGAGUCGAAUUGUCGGCGUGUAUGCUUCUGCACAGAGCACGUUUUCGGCGGCAGUUCUUUUUUUCUUUCUCUCGGCGCCGAUUUCGACACCGAAGGUGUCAGCUUUGGGAAACCUAGGGAGGAGCCGAAUUCAAGGAGUCGAAGGAGUGCUGUGACUGUCCCGAGGGGGGCGGAGAACCAUUUUGGGAAGGAGCGAAUUGAAGCGGCGUCACUUUUGACACGUUCCUUUGCCACCAGUGCCUUUCACUUCGCGCGGAUAUUCGUUGAUUUUAAUUCGGGAGAAAAAGGAAAUUAGAAGAAAGUAAAUUUUUUUGGAGUACCGUCGCGGGAAAGAACAUUUUUGUUUUGUAAAAAAGAAGAAAAGUGUCGGGUGCCGAUCUCUCGAUUGUACAGGCAAUAGUGCUUUUUUUUUCACCGUCGAAAACGCUCUCUUCCAUUAAAUUUCGGGAUCUUCGGAAUCUCCGGACUCUUCGUGACUUUUCGGCGAAACAUGAAGCUGGUAGCCGCGAGCUUACCCGAUAGAAUUAGUGAUCAUCGUGACACAUAUUUAAUAUUAUUUUCGCGACGACCAUACGUUUUGGACACUUUAUCCGCUGCUGUGUUGUCUCGCAAACUUCAGAAACGAUAGUGACGUAGACAGUGAACAGGAUGUUCAGUUUUCAUAAACCAAAGGUGUAUCGAUCUAGUACAGGCUGCUGUAUUUGCAAAGCCAAAUCUAGCAGCUCGAGAUUCACAGAUAGUAAAAAGUAUGAGGAUGACUUUAUACUAUGUUUUCAACUUGACGAGAGGCGUAGUGGAGAGAUAUGCAAUGCAUGUGUGCUUCUAGUAAAGAGAUUUAAGAAGCUACCUCCAGGAAACGAACGCAACUGGAGACAUGUUGUGGAUGCACGUGCUGGUCCUGGUAUUAAGUCGCUAACAAAAUUCAAGGCAAAGAAUAAAAGAAAACUUAAAGAUAAAUCUGACAAACUUGCCAAAAAGAAACAUGUCUUUGUAAAAACAGAAGCAGAUCGGGAACAAAGUCCACCAAUGAGCGAUGAUUUGAAUGAAGAUUAUAGAUUGACGGACAGUAAAGCUUCGAGUAGAUCAGAAAGUAUCUCGGACGACGACGAUGACAUUGGCUCUAAUGAAAAACAAUUAGAUCUUGUUCAAGAUCGAGAUAUAAAUGAAGAUGAUAUUGAUUUCUUGGAUUCUUCUUAUUAUAAAAGAGAAAUCACUUGCUGUGGCAGCAUUUUUAGAGGUGCCAAUGGUGAGGUCAUAAUGUAUCCGUCUAAUCUGAAAUCUUGCGUAAAUACUACCAGGCAGCAGCUCAUUACUUCUUUAGCAGUCGCCAGUCCUACUCACAGUUCUGCGUCCACCAGUCCCGUUCAUAGCGUCGAAUCGCCAUCAUCAAGUCCAGAAACAAGUUCGAAACAAACCAAGACCGAUAGCGACUCCUCGUCCGAUUCCGGUUACGAUGAAUCCUCUAAUCAGGGUGAGAGCAAAAUAGCGAAGAAUGUCCAAGUUCAGGCGGAUGUGAAAAUGAUCGAGGAAGCUGUAAGACCCAUAGAACUUGAUCAAUUAUCAAGUUGCAAAACCUUACAACCUGUCAACGUUACUAAUCAGUCACUUCAGUCGGUCUCCAAUUAAUGUCGGCCCUUUAUAGAGGGUUAAUUUAUUCCUUACUUGUGAAGACACACACGCAUAAAUAUGUACAUAUGUAUACAGGGUGUCUAUUAGAUAAUUUUUUAAUCGCAGUUUUCAAUAGAAUUUUCAAUCUAGAGAAUUUUUCCUCAACGAAAAGUUCUAAUGUUUUAAUUCUGUGAUACAUAAAGUAAAUUUUUUAUAUCCAAUUCUUGCAGUAGUCACUUCCUAUUCCUUUUAAAUAAAAAAUUUUUCGAAUUUCAACUUAGAGACGAUUUUUCUUUAUGGAGAAUAUUUAAAUUUUAAUCUUGUAAUAAUACUUUAAAAAUCCUCUUUAUAUUGUUUAAACUUUAAACUAUUUUUUAUUUUAUCAUGUUGUAUAUACAUGAAGAUAAAUAAUAUAAAAAGUUAUUUCUUUAACAAAUUUUUUAUGGAAGUUUAAGGAAGAUGUUUUACAGUUAGUCAAUUCUAAAAACAAAAGAAACUUUUAAGCAUGAUGAAUUUUUCUCUCGAAAGUAAGAUUGUUGAUGAGUAGUGUUCGAAACAUUUCUAUAGGAAUCCUUGUAAUUCUUUCAUUAAAAAUUCUGUGAAAUUAAUACAUCUAAACAUAAAAUACAGUAAUUUGUUGCAGUAGAACCCUGUAUAUACGAUUAGAUAUAAGCUAAUGUGAAUUAAGUGCACUAUUUGUAGGCAGCAAAGUGGCUCUGAAACCUUCGCUUGCGCGCGGAGGUUUGAAUGCCAUUUGGCAUUUAUUGUGCUAAUUGUAAUAAUUAGAAUUAAUUGUAGCGAUGGACUGACGUAAACCGCCAUUUCUCGGGCUGUUAAUUUUUAAGUCUUAUAUUAAGCAAUAUAAACACACAUCAAAGGUCUGUGAUGAUAUUGUAAAGUAAGAGAUGCUCAGAUUUCUUAUGCCGAGCAGCGGUCCGAACUGGCGGUUUAUGUACUCGCUUUUCUAACACGUCAAGUGCCACCGCUCUUAAAGGGGAAACCAUACGUGCUGAGACAACCGAAGAUAAUGUCAAAACAAGUCAAAUUAAUGAAAGAUAAAUUAAUGAAAAAAUGUUUACUUUAACAAAAUUUUUGAAUUAUAGAAUUAAAUAUAUUAAAUAAUUACGUGUAGAAAUAUCGAAGUUUAAAAGUUUCAAAUUUUAUGAAAAUAUUCUCUUAAAAAUGAGAAUUUUUUAUUUUGUGUAUAAAUUUCAAGGUUUUAAAUUUCUUAUAUUUAACUCUCAGGGUACACUAUAAAAACGUUACAAUUAGUACAAAUUUGGAUUAGCGCAACCCACAAACUUUGUCGGCUCAUAUCUUCGAAUAAAUUCAAUUUCAAAAAACAAAAAGACAAAAAUAUUUCUAAAUUUAAUUUGAAACAACAAAUAACACUUAAAAGUUUACAUAUUUCGCACUAAGGGUCGAUUGUUCCAACUUCUUGGUAAACUACCUAUUAGGUAAAUAUAUGUUUGUCUUUAUUUAUUUAAGAAAAGAAAUAAAGAUAGACAAAUGCUUACCUGAUAGGUAAGUUUACCAAGAAGUUGGAACAACCGGUCCUAUAUGAUAAUAUUUUGCAUUAAACUUUACGAAAAAACGGUUAAAAUUAUUUUUAUGCAAAACUUGAUUUUACCUAAUACAGCAAUUUUGUAACGUUCCGUACAAACUGGGUGAAAAAUAUGCGAAGCAUUUCGGCAUUUGCCCUUUAGCUCCUAGGGACACACUGGCUCUAUCGAACGGUGGACUAAUGCUUAGAACCAAAAUUUUUUUCCCCCCCGGCUUUCCCACCCCUUUUUGUUUAAAAAUCACGCAUUUCAAAAUUUGCUCAGAUUAUGCUAAUCCAGAUAGUACCCUGAGGGUUAAUAAAAUUACGAAAAUUUGUAUUCUUUUUGGAAAUUAUUGAAAAUGCUGAUUUUUUUUUCUUUUUUGCUCUUUUAAAUUACCUAAAAAUUAAGCACAUAAACGAAAAACAAAACUUUUCGUGUAUAACGAUUAAUUAAUUGAUUGAUUUAAUUACGAAAAUGUAUUUGAAUAUAGAAAAAUUAGAAUUUUUACACAUUUACCAAGAGAAAAUUGAUGAAUUUAAUAGAUUCAAAAAAGAUUUUUUUGAAAGGAUAUCUAACGGUUGUUGCGGGACACCUUGUACAAGUUCCAAGCUGCCAAUCGAUUCUCGUCUGGGUCCAAAAAAAGAGGCAAGAAGGAAAAAAAUCAAUUUCUUGCAUCUCCUUCCAGAUCACGAUGCUCCAUGACGUAAAUUAAUGAACGGUCAGAUAAUGACCCAGAUCGAUAGCAAUAAAUAAACGCAAACAAUUAUAGCGGGCCGAAAGUCCGUUUUAGUCUGUAUUUAGACAGUAUUACUAGAAAAAAAGAAAGAUCUAGAUAGAGGAGUUAAAAGUGGCAAUCAGAUUGGCAAACUGGACCAGCGAAUCUUUGAUAAAUAAUUUUAGAGUAUAUGAUACUUAUAUACAGAAACAUUUCUAUAGAAAAAGAAAGAGGAAGAAAGGGAGAGAAGACUAAAUAAGUAAAAACUGUUAGUUCCUAGUUAACAAAGAAGAGAUGGGCAUGCUUCGAUUGCAUGUUUAGCGCAAAGUUUGUUUUCUCUCAAUUCUCACUCUAUAUGGGACAUUUAUUACUUUUUUCAUUAUCAAUGGAUCUCUUGUCAAUUUGAAGUCGACCUUUUUAUAAUAAAAAUGAAAAAGCAACUUCAAAUUAUUUACAAAUAAUAACAUUUGCUGACGUUUGAGCCCAUAUAAAAAUAUUGAGGACAUGGAGUUUUAAUUAGACAAAAAGGAAGAAUAAUCGGAGAUAAAUGUUUAAUAUAAAUUGUUUGAUCAUCUUCGAUUACUCUUCUUAGCGCUAAACACACGAAGGAAGAACGGGCUAAAAAGAUGUACAAGCCGAGUACCUGUUGAGGACAAGCCGCAACUGUGAUCGUGGGGUUGUUUUCAGAUUUUUUUUACACGCACAAUAGAAAAAAGGCGGCCAUUUGAUAAAAUUCAUGUAAGCGUCCCAGUGAUGGACCAGACCUAUAAAUACUAAUACAAAAACUUAUUAUUAAUCUCAAAUGCUUUUUUUUUAUUAGAAUAUUAAAAUUUAGUUACAAUCUUGAAUAUUUAAAUAUUACAAUUAAAUUUUAAUAUUAUAAUAAAAAACAGUUGAGAUUAAUAAUUUUUGUAUAAGUGUGUGGAUAUACAGGUACACAUAUCCAGUCACUUGGACAUUUACCUUACGAUUAAAAAAGAAAAAAUAAUUGAUGUGAAAAGAUUCAUUAAAAGCAAAAUUUAUGCAUUCGUGGAACCGAGAAUCUAUGCCAAGGAUUAAUUAAAUUGAAAAUUGUGUGAGACUUCGUGGAACUGCCAUGUGUCGAAAUUUCUUUUUAUGUAAUUAUUUUGAAAAAUAUGCGUCAUGGCGCAUAUAUAUUUGAUAAUGUAAAAUACCCAAGUACUCAAAAAUAUACUAUAUUUUUUCAUUAUCUGGAUAUAAGAAACCACGAACUUAAAAGUUAUUAUAUUAAAAAAAAGGAAACUGUAAUGACUCUGAGAUCGGUAUUUAUAGUUGAAUUUUAUAUUUAAGAUUAUCUUAAUUAUUAUGUUAUGAUGCCAUCAACUAAUCUCAGAGCCCUAUUAACAUCUUAAGACAUUAUUUGAGACGAUCUUGAAAUAAGACUCGACUAUGAAUGCCGGCCUUAAAAGUUGGAUUUGACAUUAUAUUGGAAAAUAUGAAAUGUGCAAUAAAUAUUGUCGAAUCCGUCCAGCGUGAGUCAUUGUUUUCUUUAUUACUAUUCAACAAGAAUUGAAACUUAGAACCAUUCGUCAAAUUGUUUCGAGUAUAAUGAUCAAAAUUAUUAGGAUUUGACAAUUGCUAUGGUGGAUCUAGAAUAGUAAUCUCUUGCAGCACAUCGCGUAUGUUUUGAAAAGUUAAUAAAAA